Messenger RNA from Prorocentrum cordatum, 354 nucleotides. The record is from the annotation of a GenBank genome assembly. NCBI's taxonomy places the organism in Eukaryota, Dinophyceae, Prorocentrales, Prorocentraceae.
CGCACGGCGCCCCUCCCGCCGGCGGCCCCCGCUCCGGCGGGCGGCCCGGCGGCCCCGGCGACCACCACGCCGGCGGCCGGCGGCGAGGCCGCCGCCAGCGUGCGGCUGGCCGACGCCGCCGCGGGCGCGGGAGCCGCCGUGCUCGGAGUCGCCGCGCCGACAGGACAGGGCCGCCUCCCGUGGAUCGCAGGAGCUGGCGCUGCGGGGGCGCUGGGGCUCGGCGUUGCGGGCUCGCUGGCGCUGGCGCUUGUCCGGCGCUCGCGCGGCGCGGGCGCCGCGAGCGACUCGGAGCCGUGCAGCGACACCGGCGCGGAGACGGACUCGUGCAGCGGCAGCGAGGGCCUUGGCGCCUGA